AGCACUGAUACAGUUCACGUCUCUCCAGUGAGUGGCAUCUCCUAUCUGCUCCUUCCUGCCUGAGCUGGCCAUUUGUACCCUGCAAAAGUCCGAGUUCCUGCCCUGCCAUCCUUCCUGGCCUGGAAAUGCACAAGUGUCACUCACAAGUGCUUAAUUUUCCUGAAGCAGGGAAUUGGGCCCGAGUUAAUUUCUAAAUGUCUAUUCCAGACCCUUCUCCGACCAGGAGGCUGUGGUUCAGUCCCUGGCAAACGAGCAGUGACGCUGAUUAGCAAGUGCUCCGAUGGGCAGCCUGCCUUUCCUGGGGCACCGGCUGGGAACACCAACACCUUUCUUGUGAGCACAUCUCCCCCUUUUGCCUAUAAAAACAGUCUAUAAGAUGGUAAAGAUUGGGCCAUAAAACUUCCGUUCCAAUCCAUUCAGCAUCAAUAGCCUGAAAAAGUGGGAGCAGCAGAGGGGCCAAGAUUAGCUUUGAAAUAAAUAAAUCUUAGGAGGUAAGAAUGAAUUUCUUGGUCGAGGGUGGUGGGGAAGGGAUGAGGUGCGACCAUCAUAGCUCAAGUCUCCCAUUAUCCUUCAGUAUCUGUUCUUCGGGGUCCUGGUCACACCAUGGGCCUGGGCAGGGAAGUCACCUGGUUUGGCUGAAGGAUGGGGCCUCAGGCCCCUCCCCCUAUUGCUCCAGACAUGGAAUUUACAACAAAGAAGUAGAGAGACAGGAUAUGAGGGUAGGAAGGUACAAGGAGGCAGUUGUCCAAUUUUCUAAGAAAAUGGAUUUGUUCGAGUGAGAAACUAAAAUGUCAGGUUUAGGAAGGCGGCUUUGGAUUGAAUGACUACUAGUGUCUCAGGCAGAACUGUCAGCCUGGGAGGUGUCACAUGAUUCCUGUGUCUUCACAUGAUCACUGUUUUGGGGGGGUGGGGCCAAUCAUGUGAAUUAUCCUGGGUGGGGGAGGCAAGAGAAGAAGUUUCUAAAGAUUGCUUUUAGCACAAAUGCUGCCAAAGGGAAAUUCUAAAAAGAUCCCAGUGAAGUCACCAACCUAUGUUUUUGGACCCAAUGUGAGGCCUGUUUCCUAAAACAACUGCACUGAGGGAGAUUCUGAGGCUGGGAGAAGGGCAAGGGACUGAGGCCUGGGGACACCUGGCACCUGAUUUUGUGUCAGCAGGGCCUGACGCUGAACCCGCAGGAUGCCUGCUUGGCCCCAGGUAGGCCUUGAGACCUCUGAGUCACCCCCCAGGCCGACCUCAGAUAAACUCCCAUUCAUUUCUUCUCUCUGGCCUGGAGGAGGCCAAGCCAAGUUGCAGUUCAGGCUCUGGGGAGCAGCGGGGCCCCCCAGUGAACCUCUCACCGUUUGGUAGAGGGUGGCACUCUGGGGGCUCCUCUGUACUUUCCUAAAUGGUAAAGUUAAUCUCACUUCCUCUUUCGUAAGAAGAGAAAACGGGGCGGGAGUGCUUUGGCUCAACACAUCAGGCUGUUGGAAGUUCCUUUAAAGCCAUAGUUUUCUCUGAGUACUUUCUGGCCUUUACCAACCCCUCGGAAACUCACGGUAAUUCACGUCUGUACUUGCAGUCAUGCAGCACCUAUGCAGUGCUGGUGUGAACCAUGUGUUGAGAGAAGGGAGGAAAACCAACAUUCAUUAGAUAGUUAAUGGCGUUCCAGGCCGGAUGCUGCUCCUGCGUCGUCUCACCCGCAAGACAUGGAUUGGCUCUUCUCCCCAUUCUGCAGAUGCAGAAAAUCGAGUCCCAAACUGGGGAACUAACUUAUAAGUGAUAGAGAGGAGCCAGGAUUUUGGAUGCUGGCCUUCCUGCUGGGUGGCUUCUAGGGAAGAAGCUCAAUGACUUAAUCAGGAUGAUUUAGUCCAAGCUGGAGAGGGAGUGAGAGAGGCCCCUUUCUGGCCUUGGGUGGAGGACUGUAGAAGAGUUCUUUCUCUGGGCAGAAGGUUUUGAUGAAGUCACAGGCAUUUCUCUGAAAGCCUGCUGAGGGUGGAAAUACUGACAGCCCCUUGGUCCUCACCAGUAACAACACAUGAGAGGUGAUGUGGCUCCUGUGAGAGCCCCCCAUCUGGGCUGCUGAGCUCUGGAGCCCCCAGAGCUGGAAUAUUCCUCCCUGCAUCUUCCUGGUGCCCUUUGCGACAGAUGGAGAGGGGGUGUGCGAGAGGAAGGGAGUCUAAAAGUGUUGUACGGAUCCCACACGCGCUCGCUUGCUGCUUCCAAUGGCUCCGUGCGACAGGUUAUUUUCUUAUUUGUAGUCUUGGACUGACGGAAGGUUUCCCCCCUCUCUCUCUCUUUUUAAAUGUGCUCAGAUUUCUGGCCUGUCAACACAACUCAGAUCAUGUCACUCCCCAGCUCAAAACUGUUGAGUGGGUCCAAGUUUUCUUUAAAAAAAAAAAACAAAAAAACACAAAGCUGCCGUGAGGCCUGGGCUUCCUCCCUGCCAGGCCUGAUUUCCAGCCACAUGUUUUCCAACAAGCUGACCUGUUGAGAUGCUGCAGGAUAACCAGGCUUCCUCCCUGCAGACCAGAGCUUUGCUGGCUACUCAGCCACACGAGCACCCCAAAGACCCUGAGAAGCCCUGCAAUGUAGAAUCCCGAGCUGGGUCACAUUUACUCCAGUGUUCCCUGAACUUAUGAACGAGAGGCAUUUGAUUUGUAGUAUGCCCGUUAGCAUGUGGCCUCUCUCCGUUUGGUAAACGGUUUUCUACAGAUCCAUGCCCUCAGCUGAACUCUCAGCUCUGUGCCUUGGCCCGUGCUGUUCCUGCCAUCAGAAAUGCCCUCCCUGUACCUCCUUGUCUUCCUGUGUCUGAAUCCUACUCAUCCUCCGAGGUUCAAUUUAAUGUGCCUCCUGGGGAGAGGUCAGAGGAGCCUCUCCACGCAGACACACACCCUGGCCUAGCGCUAAGAUGGUGCUAAGACCCCUGGGUGUUGAUCUGAGCCCUGCUACUGACUUGGACAAUUUGCAGGAAUCUGUGUCUCAUUUUGCUCAUCUGUAAAAGAGGAAUGGUAUUAACCACUCUAUUGCAAGGAUUAAGUUAAUUAAUGCGUGUAUAAUGCUGGAAGCCAUGCCUUGUAUGUAGUAAGCACUCAAUACAUAUUAACCAGUGUUGUAAUUAGCAUGGCUUUAUUCUGGUUUGAUUCCUCUUUUUUAACAAUUGGGACGGAUUUUCAUAAAACAUCUAACACAGUUGCUUACACAUAGGGGGUACUUAAAAAACAGCAAAGGCUGUUCAGUGAACAAAUGUCCUUCAGCUUGAUAUUUUCCUUGUAGCUUUUUUUUUUUCUUUUUUUUUUUUUUGAGAUGGAGUUUCACUCUUGUUGCCCAGGCUGGAGUGCAAUGGCGUGAUCUCGGCUCAACGCAACCUCCGCCUCCUGGGUUCAAGCGAUUCUCCUGCCUCAGCCUCCCGAGUAGCUGGGAUUACAGGGAUGCGCCACCAUGCCUGGCUGAUUUUGUAUUUUUAGUAGAGACAAGGUUUCUCCGUGUUGGUCAGGCUGGUCUCGAACUCCUGACCCCAGGUGAUCCACCUCCCAAAGUGCUGGGAUUACAGGCUGAGCCACCGCACCACCCAGCUGUCCUUGUAGCUUUUAUGCUGUUGGGGGAUGGACAAGUUGAGUAGAAACCCAGGCUAGAGUGAUUUAAUUGCCUGUUACUAGGGACUGAGUGCUGUGGGCACAGCCUGCCUCUAGGUGUCUCUAUCUGGAUCCACAGGUCUGCAGUUGUGGAUUCCCGGACCUGCAAAGCAGUAGGGGGCCUGAGAGAGCCCUCUGUGCUUUCAUCCAGUGCCUUAUGGUGCGGCCAGAAGAACAGAGAGAAAAAAACUGGCCGGGCCCACGCGGGAGAUCCAUGGCAAGGCCCGGCUGGAACGCCAAGCCUCCUGUGGUCCAGGCCAAGGCUUUUAAAAACUGGGCUGUGCUGGAACUUUCCACUGUUUCAGCCAGAAAUCUGACAGGAUCCCGAAUUCCCCGGGAAAACACUAAAGUAAUACUAAUAGGAACCAUCUGGGUUCUCUGCUUCCUGGGCUCAGCACUUGGUGUGUGUGACCCUGGUGGUACUCACAGCCACCUGGCGAUGCACGUCGUUAUCUUCGGACCCGUUGGAUCUGUGAGGAAACUGAGGCUCUGAAUGGUGAAGCAGCUUGCCCAAGGCCACACCGUAAGCGCCAGAUGUGGAUAACCACUGUCGGCCUAAUCACAGAGCCUAUGUGGUUAACUGUUGUGCCAUUCCUUAGCCGUCACUGAGGCUUGCUUGACAGGUAGGGAAACUGAGGCCCAGUUGUGCUGGCACCCUGCUCCCUUAGUGCUCCUCUCAUUUUUGUUUUUGUUUUUUCUUCCUUUCUUUCUUUCUUUUUUUUUUUUUUUUUUUUUUUUUGAGACGGAGUCUUGCUCUGUCGCCCAGGCUGGAGUGCAGUGGUGCGACCUCGGCUCACUGCAGCCUCUGCCUCCUGGGUCCAAGCAAUUCUCCUAUCUCAGCCUCCCCAGUAGCUAGGACUACAGGCGCACACCGUCACGCCCAGCUAAUUUUUGUGUUUUUAGUAGAGACUGGGUUUCACCAUAUUGAUCAGGCUGGUCUCAAACUCCUGACCUCAGGUGAUCCUCCCGCCUCGGCCUCCCAAAGUGCUGGGAUUACAGGCGUGAGCCACUGCACCCGGCCUCCUCUCGUAUUUCUAUCAGUGCACCUUCCUAUGAGGUGGGGGCAGUGUGUGUCCCCAAGGUGUGUCCCUGUCCCCAUACUAGAGAAGGAAGCAUCUAUUUUCACAGCUGAAACUGCUUUCCUGUUAACUGCUGGUGUUCCUGGGAUGGGUAUUCUGAUGAAGCCCUCCACGAGAUGGAUUUUCCCUGCCAGGUGUCUUGCCAGGCCCUCAGUCCAGAGAGAUGCAAAACAGCUGAGGUGGAAGUCGGAAAUGCUGCAGAAUUGGUUCUUUGUGUCUGUAAGAUUUCCUGGCACAUUCGUUCGGGGGCGCAGGGUGUUAGAUGGCUGCAGAUUAGCGCCAAGAGCCCAAGGAGAUCAGGUGCUCGGAUCAGGAGGGAAAUUGGAAGCCGGGAGUGAGCGAUGGGCCUCCCAGCCAGGAGGGACGGCUGGAGCAGGUGGGCGGUGAUACCAGCGCCGUUUCUACAGCUCCAUUCUUCAGGCCGACCGUCGGUGUUCUCCAGAAAUGGAAGCCCGUGGUGGAAGGAAAUACUAGGUACACGAUGUGCUCGGCACAGGCUGAGCCUUGAACAUGUGUUAGCUCUUCCUUAUCUUUUUAUUUUGGAAAAUUUCAAACAUAUGCAAAAUGAGAAGGAAUGAUGUAAUGAGCCUCAGCUUUGACACUGAUCAACUCUAUACCAUGCUUGUCCCCUGCCCCUAUUUUUGCUAGGGAGAGGAGAAUCGGGGAGUAUAUAAAGCAAGUGCUAAACAUGGGGUAUCAUUUCACCCACCGAUACUCUCUCCACAUCCCUUCAUGUGAGCUGUUACCUGACCCUCACCACGAGCCAAACAGUAUGGCCCUUCAUCCCCACUUUACAGAUAAGGCAACUGAGGCUUCCCAAGGCCAAGUGGGGCUCAUCCUUAGGCCACACAGCCAGUGAGAGGUAAAGCCAGGCUCCACUCCUCACUUUACCCUUAACCACUUUGCAGUCAUUAUUAGGGUCAUUUUAAUUGUAAAUAUUCAUUCAACAAAUAUUUUUGAGCACCUACUAUGUGCCAGGGAUGGCUCUAGGUGCUUGGAGGAUACAAAUGUGAACAAGACAGACAAAAACACCUGCUCUCGUGCAGCAGACAUUCUAGUGAGGAAGAGAAAAACACACCCAAGUAAACAAAUGAUGCCAGGUAGCUGGGGAGAAAAGCAGGAGGAGGGAAGGGAGAAGGUUAGUCAGGACAGAGGGAGGGCCGCUCUAAGGAGCAGAGGCCUCAAGAAAAUGUACAAUUAAGGCCAGGUGCGGUGGCUCACGCCUAUAAUCCCAGCACUUUGGGAGGCUGAGGUGGGCAGAUCACCUGAGGUCAGGAGUUUGAGACCAGCCUGGCCAACAUGGCGAAAUCCCAUCUCCACUAAAAAUACAAAAAUUAGCCGGGCAUGGUGGCGUGCGCCUGGAAUCCCAGCUACUCUGGAGGCUGCGGCAGGAGAAUCGCUUGACCCCAGGAGGCAGAGGUUGCAGUGAGCCGAGAUUGCACCACUGCACUCCCGCCUGGGUGACAGAGCAAGACUCUGUCUCAAAAAAAAAAAAAAAAAAAAAGAAAAGAAAGAAAAGAAAAUGGAGGAGUAGCCACGGGGGAUAGCAAGAGCCCUCCAUGUGGGAGGAAUGGCAGAUGCAAAGGCCCUGAGGCAGGAAUGAGCUUGUAUGUUCCAGGAAUUGCAAAGAGGCCAGUGGGGCUGGAGUGAAAGUAGAAGAGGUGGGGGAGUGAGCAGAGGUCAGGGCCAGACCAGCAGGAUCUGGCUCAUUGAGCACCUAACAUGGAGCAUGUCUGGCUUGUGAGAGGAUCAUUAUGCAUUCUCUCAUUUAAUUCUCACCACGGGUUCUGUAAGAUGGGAAAUACCGUUAAUCCAUUGGACAGAUGAAGAAACUGAGACUCAGAAAGGUAAAGUGACUUGCCUAAGGUCACACAGCUUUUAUGUGCAGAACUAGGAUUUAGGUCCCUGAAUGCUGCAGCAUCCCCAUUGCUGCUUUCCGCAGCCGUCCUUGCCCCCUUCGGGCUCUUCACCCAUAGCAGCUGGAGUGAAUCAAGUCAUCUUUGGUUCUGCUGGAAACCUUUUUCGGUUUCCAGCAUGGCAUUUCUGGACCACGUCUGUCUCUUCAUCCUCACCUCUUACCACUCUCCUGCCUCCUUGGGCUUCAGCCUUGGCAGCGUCCUUUCUGGCCCUUCACCAGCUUCUUUCCCACCCGAGGGCCUUUGCACUGGCUGUCUCUUCUACGGGAGCAUCUUCCCUGGUCUUCACUUCCUUUGGGUCUCAGCUGCCACCUCCCUUCCUUGGAUGCUGUCCCAACCACCCCAUUCCAAAAGAGGUUAUCGCUUGUGAUUCUCUAUCACUGGGCCAAAUCUGCCUGUUGCCUAGUGCUCCUAGCCCUUUCUAUAUUAAUUCAUUUCAUUAUUUCAGCCCUGUCUCCUCCACUAGGAUAUAAGCUGCACGAGAGAUGGGCUAUGUCUCUUACUCACUGUUGGGCCUCCCAGGACCUCAGCACAGGGCCUGACACACAGUAGGUGGGUUAAUAGAUACUGAUUGAAUGAAAGAACAAGGUGGGUACUAAAAUCCCCCUUUUAAAGAGGAGGCUUGGAGUUAUGAGGUUGUACGAGCAAAGCUUAUUCCCUAACUACCACAGUCCCCCCCCUGCAGCCAGGGCCGGGAUCAUACCACAAUUCCCUGCCCAUCAAGCUGUCAUGAAUAGCCCUAAGAUAUCAGGAAGCACAAAGAUAUCAAUGCCAGGAGGGAUAGGAGGAGGCGGCCAAGAAACCCCGGAAUUUGUACUUAAAAUUCUGGCUACGCAAACUGCUUGCCCAACUUUAGACACCAUGAUGAAUGAUCAGGUGCUGCAACCAUGAAACAUGACGUAAUUAGUGCUGCACUCUUGGCUGGGGGUUGGCUUGGAGGCCCCACCUCGAGGUUAGCCUCCCCCAGAGGGUCACUGCACGAGGCAGUCUGGUGCGGGGUGGGGGUUACAACAGAGGGAGGUGGAAUCAGACCACUCGGCAGCCCUGUGACCAUGGCCAAAUGGUUGUACCUCCCAAAGCUUCACAUCUGGUCCUCCGUGAAAUGGGGGUGGCGACAGCCCUGUCUUACUGGGCUCCUGCAGAGGUUCCAUGAGGCCUGUCUUGCUCUGGGCAGCGUCGAUGCUUAUUAGCUAUUGUUACUGCUGUUAUGUGAUUGUCAUCGUUUUAUGGUUUGGGAAUUUUAAAAGCUCCAUCUUUUGCCAGCGGGGAGACCUGGAACCCACUCCUCUGCCCCCUCAGCCUCAGUUUCCCCUUCUGUGACCGGGAGGCUUGGCUCGGCUCCUCUCUUGCAGGUCCCUUCCAGCCCUGAUGCUCCAGCCUGCAUGUCCUCCUGGCCCUUUGUCCUGAUGACUCCACAGACUCCUCUGGGAGGAGAGGCCAUGGAGGGGCUUCUGCUCUGGGGCACAUUCCUGAAUUGGAGUCCAGCAUGUGCCGCUUACUGGCUGUGUGCUCUGGGGCAGGUGUCUUCCCAGCUCUGAGCCUCCGUUUCCCCAUCUGCAAAAUGGAACCGCUAACACUGUUUCCUCCCAAAUGGGUGACUGUUGAGGGUUAAGGAAUUAAGAGCCGUGGAAAGUGCUUUUGCAAGCUGCAAAAUGCUCUAUAAAAGGAAUCAGUGAAUAGUGUCAGCUUGGGGAAAAAUCCCGUCAGUCCGGAGACUGUCUGCUGCCGGCAGUGUGCUGAAACCCUGGCAAAUGUCGUUUAAUAAAUGCGUGUUGCUUUUAAGAGGGCCUUUAUCUCAGCUGGGAAAAUGUGUGCGCAUCCUUGGCAACCUGAGAAUCCAGAAGCCUGAACUGGAGGGGACCUGUCACAGGGAGAGGCGAUCGCAUGGGGUGGCUCCAGCCUCCAGUGUUGGAAUCCCACCUCUGCCACUUACCUACCUCUCCAGACUCUGCUUCCUCAUCUGUAGGAGGGGACAGUGACAAUAGCACCUGCCACUCUGGGCCAGGAUGUCCUGAGGGCUAAAUGAAGGCUUCUGGUUAUCUGGCCUAACCCAUGCAUUUCCCCCAUGAAAGUGUGGCUGUGCAGCACCAGGGCCUGUCUCAGGGCAAUGGUUGGGGCCUGGAGAUUGGGAGGACCUCCCAACCUCAGCCUCUCCAGGCCUUACUCCAGGCCUCAGUUUCUUCCUCUGCAAAAUGAGGAGGAGGAAAGGUCCUUAGGUUGUCAAGGCACCAAGCCUAGUAGAUGUCAAUGUCCUCUACCUGCUCUCUCAGCCUCUGCCGGUCCCCCGAAGCCUGUUAAUUCUAAAGGAUAUUUACACAGAUUUGCAGUUCUUUUCCUGCCACUUUGCAAACAGGGUCACACUGCAAGCAUCGCUUCAUCACCUCCAGGUUUCAUCUGAACCCAGCAAAUGCUCCAUAGGGCUCCCAGUGCCGCCUGUCCCCGCUGCCUCCUUGCCAGCAGUGUGCUCAGCCUGCUUACAGGCCCAUGCCAGAGGGGCCUCAUGCAUGCAUCAAGGCAGAGCUGGUUCUGCCUCGGAGAGGAUCCCGAGCCUCUCAGGCUUAAGGACGUGGUCAUCUGUCGCCCCCUUCAUCUUUAGACACCCAUCUGCAUGGUGACAGCUGCUCUGCAUUGAGUACUUACUCUGUGCCAGGCACGCUAGCCCGUUUCAUCCUCAGAACAACCCUAGUAUUGUUAUCAUCAUCAUCAUCAUCAGACCCAUUCUACAGAUAAAGAGCCAGAGGUCCAGAGUGGGCGAGACAUUCCCUGGAGUCUCAUGGGUAGCAGAGUUGGAAUCCAAAUCAAAACAUACUUUCAGCCAGUGCCAGGCACUGCUCCAACCCUGGGGAAGAAAACUCAGUUCCUGCUCUCAAAGGACUUAUAAGUGAGUCUAUGACAGGGAGAUGAGCGCUUUUAAAAAAUUAACAAGGAAAUGCGUAGCUUUUUGAGUGAGGAUGACAUAUCGAACAAUGAAGCAGAGCCAGGGACAUUGAGGUGGGUAGUAUUUUAGACAGAAUGGCCAAGGAAGGCCUCUCAGAUAGGCCUGAAGGAGAGGAGCGAGCCAGACAUGUAGAUAUUUAGGGAUGAGAGUGCCAGGCAGAGGCAAUGGCGAGUGCAAAGGUCAUGUGGUGAGUGGAGAAUCUGGCACGAUUGGGGGAAAGCAAGGCUGUAGGCCCCUGGGGCCACUGUAAAAAUUCUGGGUUUCACUCUGAGUGCAGUGGGGGCUGUGGGAGGGUUUUGCACAAAGGAGGAACGUCACCUGACUUAGGUUUUAGAGGCUUCUCUGGCUGCUGGGGGAAUGUGGCUGGUAGAGAGGUGAGGCAGAGGCAGGGAGGUCAGCGUGGAGGUUCAGUCAGGGUGGUAAGAAGAGGUCAGGGUCUGGCCAUGUGUUGGAAGUUGAGCCAGCAGGAUCUACUAACAGAUGGGUUGUGGAACACGGAUGAAAGGGAGUCAAGGAAAUGUCUCAUUCUGAGUCCAGCACUUCUAACCACAGAGCCUCUGACCUGGGGAGGGAGGGGGCUGCAUUUCCUGUUUACAGGUGAGGAAACAGGCUUAGAGAAAAGCAACUUUGCCAAGCACCGUGCUACAGACAAGACAUAAAGGUCAUCUGGCCCCAGAACCUGAGCUCUGGACAGUCUUAGCACCUUAGAAGUUUACCUACUGCAUGGAUGGGGCCACCAGAGUCUGCCCCUUCCCUGCAGGGAUGUGGCACAGCACUGAGUUCUCAGAGCUACCCAGGGCAAGGGUGAAGGAGUGGGGACCCUGAGCCCCUGGGCCAGCUGUCAGCUUAUUUACCAGGCCACACGCAUCCCCAUUUUUGGUGGCUUCAAUGCAGGUAGCAGUUUCUAUCACAGCACCUGGUUUGUCCCUGCCCAAUGGGUGUAUCCAGUGGUGCCGGCAGAAUGUUCCCAGUGCUGGCCUGCUCUUCAGAUGGGCAACCGAAACCAUCCUUCAGGGCGCUAGGUUAGCCCAGUCCCAGGUCCUCCCCAUCUCAGCUUCCUUACAGCCAGUGAGCAUGUUCCAAGGACUCUACCCUGAGUCCUGUCACCUCUGCGUCUUUGCUCAUGUGGUUCCCUCCUCUUGGAAUGCCUUCCUUCAUCCCAGCCUCUGUCAGCCUUUAAGACCUAGCUCAGGGGCCACCAGCUCCAGGAAGUCUUCCUGGGUUUCACUCUCUUCCAGAACCCCAUCCCUAAACCUCCUCUUGCAACACCGAUCGCCAUGUGCGUGGUCAUUGCUCAUGUCCAGGACGGCCCCACAUGCUAAGAUAGUCUCAAGGGCAAGGGCCUGUCUUACUUGGCUCUGUUUUCUGUGGUAUCUAGGACAGGGCCUGGCAGCAGAGUGAGGUUUGAGAGGGCAUGAAUGAAUCAUUCUGACUCCAGAGGAAAUCACUGUGUAGUCCUGGCUGUUGGAGCCCCAAGCUCUCUUCUUGGGAACUGUGGCAUCCAUGCAGCCAUCCACUGGUGCAGCCCCGGCCAUGAAUGCAGCCCCAGCUACCUUUCGCCUUCCUGCAUGGGGUCAUGGGCUCCAGCAGAUGGUUCUGGGCUAGCCUGUUGACAGCUGUGCCCUGUGGCCAGCACAUAGUAAGUAGGUGCUCUGGAAAGGUUAGCACCUCCUAUCAAGGGCACGACCCUAGACAGAUACCACACAGGGUGUUGACCGCCAGGAGCCCAUGGCAGACUUGAGGGAAGUGUGUCUCCUCACAUCCUCCAUCACCCUUGUGCUUGUGGAAACUUACACAGCAACCUCAUCUAUUCCAGGCACAUGCCCAGCUGGACACACUCCCGAACACAGGCACACGGACACCUGGGGUGCACACAAAUAGUGGCAUGUGCAUACCUCCCUGCUUGUCAAUGCACACACCCUCAUAGUCACAUUUACGCAUACAGCACUCUGUCACACACGUGCCACCCCCCACACACACCCUCUACACACACAUACACACCACACUCACGUGCAUGCCGCUCCUGCAUCACUCUCCCACACACUCACACCCUCCCACACAUGCCCAGGCCACCAUGAUUCAGACACUCUCCUGCACACAAUUCACAUGCCCACGCCCAUGAUCCCUAGCCCCCCAUUCAGACACAGUCCUGUGUUGCACUCUGACAUAUUCCGGCACACAGGCACCGUCUCUUUCACACUCCUCCUUGUGCCCACCCAUGUGUACAUGUGUGUGCAGAUGCUUAUGCUCUGUACACGCAUACAUGUAUGUACACACGUGUGUUCUCGUGUGCAUACUCUUAUGCACCCUCAGCACACUCAUGUUCACAUGUUCCAUUGUACAGCCCUGUACUACAUCCUGUGUGCAUCCGCUUUAAUGUACACUCAUGUUCACGUGUUCUAUUGCACAGCCCUGUACUAUAUCCUGUGUACAUCCUCUUUAAUGCACUCUUAAUGUUCACAUGUUCUCUGCAUAGCCCUUUAUUACAUCCUGUUUGCAUCCGCCUUAAUGCACAUUUAUGUUCACAUGUGCUAUUGCAAGGUCCUGUACUACAUCCUGUGAGCACCCUCUUUAAUGCACACUCUUGCACUGCAUACUCUGGCACACAGCAUUAAAUCACACCCAGAAGAUAGUAGAGGCAGCCCCCGAUGAGGAGCUGCUAUAAGUGCGGGGUGGAAAAUCGCAGCCUUCUGAGGAUGGUGAAUAACAAUAAUGAUGAGGGAAGAAGGGAGCCGGGUAUCACUGCAGCCACUUUAGAAUGUUGAGCCCUGUGUACUGCCAGAGCUCCAGCCAUAGCCUCCCAGACCCUGGGGGUCCUUGAGUACAAACAAAGAAUCUACAAAGAAUCCAAACAGGUGGCCUCCUGCCUGUCCCUGUGGCUUGUGCUGUGGUGACCCACUGCUUCCGGGGGAUGGGCAAGCUCCCAUGCAGUGGCAGUGAGCACCCGCCUGGGCAAGGCUGGUUCUUGGGAAAUGUGCCUGUUGGCUUCCUUCUCCCCACCCCUUGAGACAGGCUUCUGGAAGACUCACACCCCAGGGUAAGGCAGCCCUCCCCAUCCCCGCCUCAAGCUUCAGUUCUAAGUUGAUUUUUUUUUCUAUUAGAAAAAACAUCCAUGUGGGCAGGGCGCAGUGGCUCAUGCCUGUAAUCCCAGCACUUUGGGAGGCUGAGGCGGGCAGAUCGCCUGAGGUCAGGAGUUUGAGACCAGCCUGGCCAACAUGGUGAAACUCCAUCUCUACUAAAAAUACAAAAAUUAGCCAGGUGUGGUGGCAGGCGCCUGCAACCCCAGCUACUUGGGAGGCUGAGGCAGGAGAAUUGCUUGAACCCGGGAGGUGGAGGUUGCAGUGAGCCGAGAUUGUGCCAUUGCACUCCAGCCUGGGUGAUGAGAGUGAGACUUCGUCUCAAAAGAAAAAAAAAGUAUCCAUGCUAAUUUUUUUCACCCUUUAUGAAAUAUUUUCAUCUUUUAAUCUCAAAAGCCACACACAUGAACAUUGUUUUUUAAGAAAUCAAAUAUAUUUUCUAAAUCCCAGUGGUCAGUUCUCAGCCCCCAUCUUAUUGCAUCUCUCAGUGGCAUUCAAUGCAGGUGGUCACACCCUCCUUGGCCAAUUCAAAGAAGAGAAAGGAGAUGUGGCGGGAGAAGCAGGUCACAGGAAGGGGCCGGGAGAUGGGAUCUAAGAUGCCAGCAGGAGCCUCUUGCCCAGGGGGGUUAGGUACAUUCCAGAUGUAAUCAUUUGAGUGAUUUCUUUGAAAUCCAUCUUUGCCUCGAGGGUGGAAGCUCCAUGAGGCCAGGGACACAGCCAUUUCACAGCCCUUAGCUCAGGGCCUGGCACAGGGAAGGAUCCAGAAUGCAGCACUGACCGCACUUGCUGUGGACACUGAGUUCCUCUUACAGCAAACAUAUGGUGACCACCCACUGUGCUGACUGCUCCCCUUAGGAAACGUGUUCGUGUGUUUUGUUUCAUUACUUUUUAACUUUUUUCCAAAACCAAUAAAUGUUCACUGCAAAAAAAUACAAUAUAUGAUGUAUUAUAAAGUAAUAAGAAAACAUGCCGACCCCAUCCUACCUCAGUCCCAUUUCCCAGAUGCAACACACCACAGCAUGCCAUGUUUAACUUAUCAUCCUUGCAGACCUUUUUCUCUAGACAUGCGAUUGACCAAUCAACAAAGAUUUAUCGAGCGUCUACACUGUGCCAACCACAGUAGCAGGAGCUGGGGAAACAGUGAACAAAACAGACUAAAUCCCUGGAGGAGAGGUUCAUUUAAACAGUACACAUACGGUAACAUACAUCAUUACAUGUACAGGUUUUUUAAAAAACAAAAUGAGAUACUAUAAAUAUUCUUUUGUGUUCAUCCAAUUUAGAGAAGCUGAAACAAUGCCCAAAGUAGGAGGGGAAAAAAAGAGAAAAACCUCAUGAGGUUUAGAUUCAUGAUCCAAAGAGAGUUACAUUUUAUAGCUUUGUUUAAUACCCUCCAGUUGUUUAUAUAUAGUUUUAUUUUACAAAGUCAUGAUCAUACAGAGGGUAUAGAUUUUUCUCCAUCUUUUUUUUUCUUACAAAAGAAAUGCAAACAGAAAACAUAAACAAGAGCAAAAUCCCAUGUAAAUCUACCACUCAAUCAUGGCUAAUCUUUAAUAUCAUUGUUUUUUUCUAAAAUUGGGAGUUUGGGAUCACACUGGAUCUACUACUUGGUAACAGACUCUGAUCUUGUAACACAUUUCCAUUGUAAUUCUAUACCAUCAUUUUCAUGGCUAUAGACUUGGCCUAUAGCUGUGAAAGUAGAUUCACCAUAAUGGGAUCAGCCAAUCUCCUUUCCUUGGAUAUUAGGAUAUUUUCAAUUUUUUAUUUUCAUACAGACACUUAAGUGAAUGAAGCAAAAUGUCUGCACAUAUUCUUAGUUACCUAAAGGUAUGAUGUUAGAUUGUUUUUCUUCACUCAUAUUUUUACUACAUCAGAAUGUUGAUUACAGUUAUCUUUGAUGGUAUGAUGUGAGAUUAUUACUUUGUUUCCAUACUUAUUUUCUCUAAAUGCCUUGCAAUGAACAGGUUUUAUUUGCAUAAACACAAUAUUAUUUAAAAUGAUGCCAUGAAAAUUUCUAUAUGACCACCGUUUUCAUGGUAAUGGCUUGUUACGGCUGCCUGUAAUUCCACAUAGGGGAUAGGCCGUAAUUCACUUAACCAUCCCCUAUCAUUGACCGGCUGGGCUUUUUCUAAUGUCUUUAAGAUCGUUAUACAGGAAACCUACUCCAUAUCUGGGGUUACGUCCUCAGGGAGCAGCCCAGCAAAGGCUGGUGAACAGAUUUCACACCUUUGGUUCAUCCUGCCAAGCUGCUUUCCCGAAAAGAUGUUCCAAUUUCCCCUCCCACCGGCAGUGCGUGGGAAUGCCUGCCCAGCCGCCCUCCUCUCCCUGAGACGGUUCAGGCCCCUGGACAGUCGCAUCCUCUGCUAGGAGGGCAAGAGAAAGCAGGAAAUAAUUUGGCCAGCAAGUGACCCCAGACCCAGAGCCAGGAGUGAUUUUUAACAAGCCUGAUUCUCAGAACAGAACCUGCAGAGAAAAAGAAAGCAAGCAAGGAAAAAAAAAAAAAAACCCCUCUCUACUGGAAAAAACAUACACAUACACAGAUUAAAAUAAUAUUUGGCACUUACGUCGCACUUUUAAAAUUCUUCAAACGCUUUAUAAACACUAGCUAAUUAAUUAAGCCGCCUAAAUCUGGCUGCAGUCGGUGGAGAGAGCUCGAGAGGAGCUAAAAAAAAAAUGGGGGAGCCAGCGCUACACAACUCCAGAUUUUAUUGUCGCCUGCCUGGGGUGUGAUUACAGGCCUCCGGCUGCACCACAAGAAUAGCCCUGCUCCAACAUGCUGCACGCCUGACUCCGCAGCCUCUCCUGCGCCUCCUGCUCCCUCACCAACUGCUGACUCACAGCCCCUUGUGGUGUUAUUGAUAAGGAUAAUAAUAACUGCAAGCCAGGCUGAGUCCCGGGCUCCGGGCCUGCACCCUCCCCUGGAUAUGCCAGUAUCAACUCCACCUAACACAUGAAGAGAGAGGAGAUUUGCCCAGGGUCAUGGAGCCAACGACAUCCUUCCUUCCUUCAUUCAUUACCGCAUUCAUUCUGCAUAUUUUUAUCGAUGACACUGUGUUUUAGGCAGGAGGUUGGAAACAGUCCCUUGUGGAUCCUACAUCCUACUAUUGGGAAUGUGACAAUCCAGAGAAAAUCAAAUAUGUGAAUAAUACAGCUAUGUGAUAAUAAUGGGAAUAAGAAUUAAAACUUACCCAGCACCUAUGCAGCAGGCAUACCACCGUGUCAGGGUCCUCAUGACUGUGCUGGGGUGGAUGCCGGAACCCCACUUCAUGGAUGAUGGAAUGGGGGUCCAGGGAAGGUGGGUACAGAGGUGGCUAAGAGGGGAGCCAUGCUGUCACCCAGGCCUGCUGGCCCUAGCAACUGUGCUUCCCCGAGGCAGCCUUUCCAGUUGGUCCAGUCUCGAGGCUGAAAUACAGACCUAUCCGGAAAGUUCCUAGCUCAGUGCUGCUGGUGCUGCCUCUGAUGUCCCCGCCUGGAUGGGCCUCCCGGGCCUCCCACACAUUUGGCCACCAGCCUCACCCCUCUCAGGCCGUCUGAUGCUGGCUGGGCCUCUGUCCACUGUGGGUUCUGUCUGUCCACUGUGGGUUCUGUUUUUUUCUCCUGUGCCAUGAAGAUCUUGCCAUGUUCAACUUCAAAUGGAAAUGAAAUGAGAAGCUGGACUUCCUGAUAAUAAAAGCAGUUGAGGUCUUAAGUGGUUGAUCAGGAAAAGGAAGUCGAAAUGGUAAUAUUUACACCCAAAGCAGGUGGAGUGGUCUUAGGCACUCUGAGACUCCACUCACCUGCCAUGAGAACCGGGCCCCAAGGGUGAUCCCUUGCCAGAGUCAAGACUGGGUGAGGCUGGGAAUGGGAGAAAGAGGCAGGACAAUGGGCAGAUAGCCCUGGGCUUCCUGCAGUGAGGGCAGAUAGGGGUCUGUGAGCCUCUUUCCCUGGCUGCCCUGCCCCUGCCAGUGGGGUGGUGCCAGGCCAUGGGUUGGUGGGCAAAUUCACAGGGUCUCUCUCCUCCCCAGCCAGAGCCAGAGGGGCACAGCAGCUCUGGACAUCUGCCGCAGCCUUGUCUGAUGUACAAGGCAAAGGUGGCCCAGGUCAGGGCAGGACAAGGUCACAUGAAGGGUCAGUGGAGAGCCCAACUGGGGCCCCAGGUCACCUGUCACCUGCAUACCAGGUAGCUGCCACUCCUCUGUCUACCUGGUUCUCUCCUUCUCCCCUAUUCUAGCUCGCUCUCUCACUCUGCGUCUGUCUCUCAGGCAUGUGUUUCUCUGAGGUCUUUAUGAUCAUGAUCUUUCUUUUUUUUGUUUCUUGUACCUCACCUUGUUCAGAAUCGAGGCCCUGGCUCUGCCUUGCUCUGAACUGUUCUCACUUGGUCCCUAUCCAUCUUCAACGCAUCUCAUGACAAGCUCGUCCUGCCCUCUUCCUGUCUGGGCUCCCCCCGUGCACCCCAAUCUCUCCACCCAGGGUCCCUGUCUUGUGUGCCCCAGUGUCUCUGAUUGGGGCUCAGGCUCCUGCAGCCAACCUCUACAAUUCCUUCCAGCUGCCCAUUUGGGAGCCCUUGAGGCCUGGACUGGGUCCAGCUCCAGUGUGUCCCCAUCACAGUGAGGCCUGGAUCACAGGGCAUCAGCAGGUGUUGGUGAGAGUGAAGUUUGAGCCACAGCCACCUCCUUGUUUAUUCAAUGUAUAGUAACAACAACUUCCUCAGGGCCCAUCUCAGGGCUAAGUGACUUCUAUGUGUGAUCUCGUUUUCUUUUCAGAACAAAGCAGAGGCCUGGGGGCUGUUCUACCCAUCCUGUAGAUAAGAAAACUGAGACUCAAAACUGAUGGAUAAAUUAAGGUCCCACAAGAACAAGGGGCGAGCCAGGUUUCAAACCAGGUCCGAUGACUCUAAAGACCAGAUGCUGCAUUUGGACGCUGUCCCCAGCCUUGGCUUAUUUUAUCCUCCCAGAGAUCCAUCGAGGAGUGGCGGGUGAGGAGGAGCUGCAGGUGAUUCAGCCUGACAAGUCCGUGUUGGUUGCAGCUGGAGAGACAGCCACUCUGCGCUGCACUGCGACCUCUCUGAUCCCUGUGGGGCCCAUCCAGUGGUUCAGAGGAGCUGGACCAGGCCGGGAAUUAAUCUACAAUCAAAAAGAAGGCCACUUCCCCCGGGUAACAACUGUUUCAGACCUCACAAAGAGAAACAACAUGGACUUUUCCAUCCGCAUCGGUAACAUCACCCCAGCAGAUGCCGGCACCUACUACUGUGUGAAGUUCCGGAAAGGGAGCCCCGAUGACGUGGAGUUUAAGUCUGGAGCAGGCACUGAGCUGUCUGUGCGCGCCAAACCCUCUGCCCCCGUGGUAUCGGGCCCUGCGGCGAGGGCCACACCUCAGCACACAGUGAGCUUCACCUGCGAGUCCCACGGCUUCUCACCCAGAGACAUCACCCUGAAAUGGUUCAAAAAUGGGAAUGAGCUCUCAGACUUCCAGACCAACGUGGACCCCGUAGGAGAGAGCGUGUCCUACAGCAUCCACAGCACAGCCAAGGUGGUGCUGACCCGCGAGGACGUUCACUCUCAAGUCAUCUGCGAGGUGGCCCACGUCACCUUGCAGGGGGACCCUCUUCGUGGGACUGCCAACUUGUCUGAGACCAUCCGAGUUCCACCCACCUUGGAGGUUACUCAACAGCCCGUGAGGGCAGAGAACCAGGUGAAUGUCACCUGCCAGGUGAGGAAGUUCUACCCCCAGAGACUACAGCUGACCUGGUUGGAGAAUGGAAACGUGUCCCGGACAGAAACGGCCUCAACCGUUACAGAGAACAAGGAUGGUACCUACAACUGGAUGAGCUGGCUCCUGGUGAAUGUAUCUGCCCACAGGGAUGAUGUGAAGCUCACCUGCCAGGUGGAGCAUGACGGGCAGCCAGCGGUCAGCAAAAGCCAUGACCUGAAGGUCUCAGCCCACCCGAAGGAGCAGGGCUCAAAUACCGCCGCUGAGAACACUGGAUCUAAUGAACGGAACAUCUAUAUUGUGGUGGGUGUGGUGUGCACCUUGCUGGUGGCCCUACUGAUGGCGGCCCUCUACCUCGUCCGAAUCAGACAGAAGAAAGCCCAGGGCUCCACUUCUUCUACAAGGUUGCAUGAGCCCGAGAAGAAUGCCAGAGAAAUAACACAGGUACAGUCCUUGGACACAAAUGAUAUCACAUAUGCAGACCUGAACCUGCCCAAGGGGAAGAAGCCUGCUCCCCAGGCUGCGGAGCCCAACAACCACACGGAGUAUGCCAGCAUUCAGACCAGCCCGCAGCCCGCGUCGGAGGACACCCUCACCUAUGCUGACCUGGACAUGGUCCACCUCAACCGGACCCCCAAGCAGCCGGCCCCCAAGCCUGAGCCGUCCUUCUCAGAGUACGCCAGCGUCCAGGUCCCGAGGAAGUGAAUGGGACCGUGGUUUGCUCUAGCACCCAUCUCUACGCGCUUUCUUGUCCCACAGGGAGCCGCCGUGAUGAGCACAGCCAACCCAGUUCCCGGAGGGCUGGGGCGGUGCAGGCUCUGGGACCCAGGGGCCAGGGUGGCUCUUCUCUCCCCACCCCUCCUUGGCUCUCCAGCACUUCCUGGGCAGCCACGGCCCCCUCCCCCCACAUUGCCACAUACCUGGAGGCUGACGUUGCCAAACCAGCCAGGGAACCAACCUGGGAAGUGGCCAGAACUGCCUGGGGUCCAAGAACUCUUGUGCCUCCGUCCAUCACCAUGUGGGUUUUGAAGACCCUCGACUGCCUCCCCGAUGCUCCGAAGCCUGAUCUUCCAGGGUGGGGAGGAGAAAAUCCCACCUCCCCUGACCUCCACCACCUCCACCACCACCACCACCACCACCACCACCACUACCACCACCACCCAACUGGGGCUAGAGUGGGGAAGAUUUCCCCUUUAGAUCAAACUGCCCCUUCCAUGGAAAAGCUGGAAAAAAACUCUGGAACCCAUAUCCAGGCUUGGUGAGGUUGCUGCCAACAGUCCUGGCCUCCCCCAUCCCUAGGCUAAAGAGCCAUGAGUCCUGGAGGAGGAGAGGACCCCUCCCAAAGGACUGGAGACAAAACCCUCUGCUUCCUUGGGUCCCUCCAAGACUCCCUGGGGCCCAACUGUGUUGCUCCACCCGGACCCAUCUCUCCCUUCUAGACCUGAGCUUGCCCCUCCAGCUAGCACUAAGCAACAUCUCGCUGUGGACGCCUGUAAAUUACUGAGAAAUGUGAAACGUGCAAUCUUGAAACUGAGGUGUUAGAAAACUUGAUCUGUGGUGUUUUGUUUUGUUUUUUUUCUUAAAACAACAGCAACGUGAUCUUGGCUGUCUGUCAUGUGUUGAAGUCCAUGGUUGGGUCUUGUGAAGUCUGAGGUUUAACAGUUUGUUGUCCUGGAGGGAUUUUCUUACAGCGAAGACUUGAGUUCCUCCAAGUCCCAGAACCCCAAGAAUGGGCAAGAAGGAUCAGGUCAGCCACUCCCUGGAGACACAGCCUUCUGGCUGGGACUGACUUGGCCAUGUUCUCAGCUGAGCCACGCGGCUGGUAGUGCAGCCUUCUGUGACCCCGCUGUGGUAAGUCCAGCCUGCCCAGGGCUGCUGAGGGCUGCCUCUUGACAGUGCAGUCUUAUCGAGACCCAAUGCCUCAGUCUGCUCAUCCGUAAAGUGGGGAUAGUGAAGAUGACACCCCUCCCCACCACCUCUCAUAAGCACUUUAGGAACACACAGAGGGUAGGGAUAGUGGCCCUGGCCGUCUAUCCUACCCCUUUAGUGACCGCCCCCAUCCCGGCUUUCUGAGCUGAUCCUUGAAGAAGAAAUCUUCCAUUUCUGCUCUCAAACCCUACUGGGAUCAAACUGGAAUAAAUUGAAGACAGCCAGGGGGAUGGUGCAGCUGUGAAGCUCGGGCUGAUUCCCCCUCUGUCCCAGAAGGUUGGCCAGAGGGUGUGACCCAGUUACCCUUUAACCCCCACCCUUCCAGUCGGGUGUGAGGGCCUGACCGGGCCCAGGGCAAGCAGAUGUCGCAAGCCCUAUUUAUUCAGUCUUCACUAUAACUCUUAGAGUUGAGACGCUAAUGUUCAUGACUCCUGGCCUUGGGAUGCCCAAGGGAUUUCUGGCUCAGGCUGUAAAAGUAGCUGAGCCAUCCUGCCCAUUCCUGGAGGUCCUACAGGUGAAACUGCAGGAGCUCAGCAUAGACCCAGCUCUCUGGGGGAUGGUCACCUGGUGAUUUCAAUGAUGGCAUCCAGGAAUUAGCUGAGCCAACAGACCAUGUGGACAGCUUUGGCCAGAGCUCCCGUGUGGCAUCUGGGAGCCACAGUGACCCAGCCACCUGGCUCAGGCUAGUUCCAAAUUCCAAAAGAUUGGCUUGUAAACCUUCGUCUCCCUCUCUUUUACCCAGAGACAGCACAUACGUGUGCACACGCAUGCACACACACAUUCAGUAUUUUAAAAGAAUGUUUUCUUGGUGCCAUUUUCAUUUUAUUUUAUUUUUUAAUUCUUGGAGGGGGAAAUAAGGGAAUAAGGCCAAGGAAGAUGUAUAGCUUUAGCUUUAGCCUGGCAACCUGGAGAAUCCACAUACCUUGUGUAUUGAACCCCAGGAAAAGGAAGAGGUCGAACCAACCCUGCGGAAGGAGCAUGGUUUCAGGAGUUUAUUUUAAGACUGCUGGGAAGGAAACAGGCCCCAUUUUGUAUAUAGUUGCAACUUAAACUUUUUGGCUUGCAAAAUAUUUUUGUAAUAAAGAUUUCUGGGUAAUAAUGAGUCCUUCCGGUGUUCAGUAUUCUUGUCUUUGUGAGUGCGUCCCGGGGCCGCCUCGGGGCCUGCCUGCCCUCCUGCCAAAGCCUGGAAGAGGAUUGAAUGGACCCCAGGGUUUGGAAACAACCUACAGCAUUUGAGCCCCUCACGUAGGUUUUAGAGACGUACAAUUUUUGUUUGCCCUGGCUCAGAAGGAGCCGGUGUAAGGUUGAGAUAAAAUUCCAUAUAGACAACUGAGUUUGGAUCUCGGCUCUGCUGCUUUGUAGCUGUGGGAGUUCAAACAGCACCUCUUUGAGACUUGGGCCCCGCGUCGGCACAAUGGGGCAGGAAUAGUCCCUGCCAGGGUGACUGUGUGGAUUCAAGGAGGUUGGAAGCACUGAGCCCACGCUUGGCACUGGGUAGGCCAUCACUGAGGCUUGUGUCUUUCCUUCCUGCCCUGACCCUGCAUAGCUGAGUCUCGUGGCCUCUCACCACUGAUGGGAUCUCGGACACCCGGCUCACCCUCCUCCUGGGGCCUCACUUUCCUUCCCCACCAAAUGCAGACAUCUAAUGCUUGUCCUGUAAUAUCCUUGCCAGAUGACUGAUGUCAAGUGCUGGUUUAUAGUGGGUGCUCAAUAAAUGUUAGUUUCCUUUCUAUCCCUCCAUUAGAUCAUUAAUGAUAUUAGUGCUAAUUAUGUAAUAAAGUUAAGGCAUAAAUAUGUUAA
This is a messenger RNA of Homo sapiens (human), 22035 nucleotides long. RefSeq names its product signal regulatory protein alpha (gene SIRPA). Gene Ontology annotation, cellular component: membrane. The transcript is spliced from 8 exons. NCBI's taxonomy places the organism in Eukaryota, Metazoa, Chordata, Mammalia, Primates, Hominidae. The coding region runs from base 17485 to 19011 and encodes 508 amino acids. The record is from RefSeq and is a predicted model, not a curated record. Gene Ontology annotation, biological process: heterotypic cell-cell adhesion; cell-cell adhesion.